AAACCCAAUAUAAGCCCCCCAAUUAAAAAAAAGGUCCGGCAAUCCCAUAAUUAACUCUGACCGCAAACCAUGUCCUACGGAGGUGCAACGACCAUGACGGCGCCGCCGGCGAUUGGUGGCUCCGCGUCGGCGUCGACUAUAAAGCAAGUGAAGUUAGAGAGAGAAAGCGAGCUGAGAAUCGAGGUGGGUAAUGAAACGCCGCUUAAACUUCGAUUACUUAACGGCUCAGCCGAGAUUUUCGGGUCCGAAUUGGCCCCUGAGAUGUGGCUCACUUUCCCCCCUCGCCUCAAAUUCGCUGUUUUCACUUGGUAUGGUGCUACAAUUGAGAUGGAUGGUGCUACUGAAACUGAUUAUACGGCAGAUGAGACACCUAUGGUCAGUUACGUGAAUGUACAUGCUGUACUCGAAGGACGAAGAAACCGUGCUAAAGCUUUGUCACCAAAUGACUCGGAGGCAUCCCAGGGACCCAGAGUGAUUGUUGUGGGGCCGACUGAUUCUGGGAAGAGCACCUUAUCAAGGAUGCUUCUUAGUUGGGCAGCUAAACAAGGUUGGAAACCUACCUUUGUGGAUUUAGAUAUAGGCCAAGGGUCUAUAACAGUUCCUGGAUGUAUCGCUGCUACACCUAUUGAACUGCCCAUUGAUCCUGUGGAAGGAAUUCCUCUUGAGAUGCCUCUUGUUUAUUUUUACGGCCAUACAACUCCUAGUAAUAAUGUAGAUUUAUAUAAGACACUCGUGAAUGAGCUGGCUCAAAUGCUGGAGACUCAAUUUGCUCGUAAUGCUGAGUCUCGAGCUGCAGGCAUGGUUAUCAAUACUAUGGGUUGGAUAGAAGGUACUGGCUACGAGUUGCUUCUUCAUGCAAUUGAUACAUUCAAGGCCAAUGUUGUCCUGGUUUUGGGUCAGGAAAAACUUUUCAGCAUGCUUAAGGCUGUAGCAAAAAGUAAGCCUAAUGUGGAUGUUGUGAAGCUUCAGAAGUCUGGCGGUGUUGUAUCAAGAAAUGCAAAAUAUCGUCAGAAGUCUAGGGGUUACAGGAUAAGGGAGUACUUCUAUGGCCUUGCAAAUGAUCUUUCCCCUCAUUCUAAUAUUGCAAACUUCAGUGAUCUGCUUGUCUAUCGAAUUGGCGGUGGUCCACAGGCACCAAGAUCGGCUUUACCAAUUGGUGCAGAUCCUAUUGCUAACCCACUAAGAGUAACACCUGUGAAUAUUGACCGGGAUUUGCUUCAUAUGGUUCUUGCUGUUUCAUAUGCCAAGGAGCCUGAUCAAAUUUUGUCUAGUAAUGUAGCGGGCUUUAUUUACAUCACUGACAUUGAUAUUCAGAGGAAGAAAAUCACAUACCUUGCACCAUCAGCUGGGGAAUUGCCAAGCAAAUAUCUUAUUAUGGGAACCUUGACUUGGCUUGAAACUUAAACAAUCUUUUGGUCAAAUUAUUGUUAUACUUGGUCCAAUUUCAGAUUCUGCCUGGAAAUUUCUCUUUUUUCUUCAGUUUGUAACAAUGGAGCUUCAGUUAACAAGUUCAAUGGCUGCUGUAACUCUACCUUGUACCUUUAAAAUGUUGAAUUAUGUUUACAAAUUCGGAUAGGAGGAGAAGCCGGUGAAGCCUUUGCUUGCCGGUUCAUUUAGUAA
Molecule: messenger RNA, 1620 nt
Organism: Gossypium raimondii (Peruvian cotton)
Lineage: Eukaryota; Viridiplantae; Streptophyta; Magnoliopsida; Malvales; Malvaceae
Product: protein CLP1 homolog
Exons: 10
Coding region: 70-1404 (444 amino acids)
Biological process (GO): tRNA splicing, via endonucleolytic cleavage and ligation
Cellular component (GO): nucleus; mRNA cleavage factor complex
Molecular function (GO): polynucleotide 5'-hydroxyl-kinase activity
Source: RefSeq, a predicted model, not a curated record